Talaromyces proteolyticus is the source of this 1149-nucleotide messenger RNA. Its product is annotated as oxidative stress survival, Svf1-like protein. NCBI's taxonomy places the organism in Eukaryota, Fungi, Ascomycota, Eurotiomycetes, Eurotiales, Trichocomaceae. The coding region runs from base 1 to 1149 and encodes 382 amino acids. The transcript is spliced from 4 exons. Gene Ontology annotation, cellular component: cytoplasm. Gene Ontology annotation, biological process: response to oxidative stress. The record is from RefSeq and is a predicted model, not a curated record.
AUGAACUGGUUCAGACAGACACUGGCAAAUACCGUGGGUACCGCGGAACCCGAGUAUGGCCCCGACGCGAUACAGACUGUCACCGCUCAGGCUGAGAAGACGCCGUUCUCCGAGUUGACCAAAGACGACCUUAAGUGGAAGGCUAUGCAGGCCACCAAUGUGGAGACCCAGGUUUUCUAUCUGAUUUCGAAUGAUGGCAAGGUUGCCUCCGUGCAGGUGAUCUAUAACAACGUCGCUGGCCUGAUGACCACUUGCCAGCUGAAUGUCAAGAUCUUUAACCAUCGUGGCCCUUCUGCCGCCGACCAUUUGUGGUUGUCGGACCCGCUUGAGAACCAUGGCUUUGACGAAGACAUGGUCUCAUUUUACGCAGACGGCCUUUCGAUUUCUCUGAACGAGGAAGGUGAUGCGUACAAUAUCAAAUCCGCUCGUAACGAGUCCGCCCUGCUUGACCUCGUCGUCAAGCGCGUGACACCUGGUUUCCAGGCCGGCCAAAAUGGGACAACUUAUUAUGGAACGGACCCUCAAAAUCCGUGGGGAGAGAUGAGGCAUCGCUUUUGGCCUCGCUGUGAAGUCUCGGGUAGUAUUAUUACGCCCCAGCAAGAGUAUGAUUUCUCUGGUCGCGGUGUCUUCAUUCAUGCCAUUCAGGGAAUGAAACCACAUCAUGCCGCCGCAAAGUGGAAUUUCGUUACAUUCCAGACUCCUACUUACUCGGCUAUCAUGAUGGAAUUCACCACCCCACCAUCGUAUGCUUCUACCAUUGUCAAUGUAGGUGGUAUUGCCAAGGAUGGCGAAAUUGUCUUUGCUGGAGUUAAAAACAUGGUCAAGUAUGCCGACUCCAAGGAAGACCCUGAAACACUCUGGCCGGAGCCGGGCUCGGCUGAGUGGACUUGGGAGGGUAAUGAUAAAGAUGGCCAUAUAUCUGCCACAAUCAAAGGCUCCCUGGGCAAUCGGACCGAUCGGGUGGACGUUUUAGCUCAUAUCCCUGGUCUGAUCAAAUCAUUGGUUGGAGGCGUGGUUGGAACAAGGCCUUUUGUGUAUCAGUUCACAAGCCCCCCGCGGGACUCUCUUACCCUUUCGAUCAAAUCUGGGGAUGGCACACCCGUCGAAGAGCAGGGAACACUCUUCUGUGAAGCAACAUUUAUCUCCUAG